AUGCAGACCUACUAUGAUCUCGGCCACAUGGAGCGGGUCCCCGACCAUGAGAGAAACAAUCCCUACGCGUGGUACCUGCCACACCACGCGGUUAUGCAGGCUGCCGCGAUACAGCCGAAAAUACGCGUUGUUUUCGAUGCGUCGCGUCAAACUCGGGACAAGUACAGCUUGAACGACUUUCUCAUGGCCGGGCCCCCGCUUCAAAGUGACCUCGACCUCAUUUUACUCAAUUGGCGCAGAUAUCGCUAUGGCUUCACGGCCGACAUAGUGAAAAUGUUUCGGCAAAUUCGUAUAGCGCGCGAAGAUCAGGACCUCCAGCGCAUCGUAUGGUCACCUGUCGCCGAGUCACCCCCCAUUCACUAUAGACUGACGACGGUAACCUACGAUACCUCCUGCGCGCCAUACUUAGCUAUUCGUACUUUCCAACAGCUAGCUCGAGGGGAUAUAAAACUGCGACUCUUCUCUGUAUAUUGA
Messenger RNA from Phymastichus coffea, 474 nucleotides. RefSeq lists its product as uncharacterized. The record is from RefSeq and is a predicted model, not a curated record. The coding region runs from base 1 to 474 and encodes 157 amino acids. The transcript has a single exon. NCBI's taxonomy places the organism in Eukaryota, Metazoa, Arthropoda, Insecta, Hymenoptera, Eulophidae.